Messenger RNA from Brienomyrus brachyistius, 9710 nucleotides. Its product is annotated as kinesin-like protein KIF13B. Lineage: Eukaryota; Metazoa; Chordata; Actinopteri; Osteoglossiformes; Mormyridae. The record is from RefSeq and is a predicted model, not a curated record. Gene Ontology annotation, biological process: microtubule-based movement; regulation of protein localization. Gene Ontology annotation, cellular component: adherens junction. Gene Ontology annotation, molecular function: microtubule motor activity; ATP binding; microtubule binding. Bases 1156 to 6681 code for a protein of 1841 amino acids. The transcript has 40 exons.
CCGCUGAUCCCCCGCGUGCGCGACCUUCUUCCCCGGAGGAGGCGGUGCGAGGUUAUUCUAGGUUAGCCGUAGUGACCGGUACGCGUUCGGGGAGUUAAACAGGUGGAUUUUCUUCUAAGUCGGACAGUUCGAAGAAAAUUUAUAAAAUUGAAAGUAAAAAAAAACGGAAACCACUUUUACCCGGAUCGGAAAGACGCGUAAAGGAAGCUGACAAGAUGGACGUUGUUGCCGGCGCGUUUGCUUGCUGAAGAGGGGACGCGUAACUGUAGGCAUCCAGUUAGCCAUCUUCCAGGGUUACCAGCAGCUCGCUGUCGGCGAGGAACGGAAGAAAGGCCGAAAGUUAGCGGUAACUGACAAACUACUCCUACUUUUUUAUCGCCCAUAUCAAGCUCGUUUCUUUGGAGUUCAGAGCGAAACGCUUAAUUAAAGGCGCCCCUGUCCUGCUUAGUUAGCCGCUAGUUAGCUCCUCCGUGGUCCGCUAGUUAAUCACCUGAUUUAGAAUGACAGUCUAGGUUGACAAGCGUAGAGCUCGAUAACAGCAUGUCAGGCUCAAUUACAACUAAACAAAAGUUAAAACUCGGAAUAAGAGACGAAACGCUAAGUAUUAUUUAAUUUGCUAGUCAGACUAGCCCCCGGAGAUAGGCGUACGCAUAGUUUUAGUAGCAAGUUGUUGUAUAUAGGGUAAAUUCGCAUGGAGUCGUUAUUUUAAUGAGCUGAAUAGAGAAUAAAUUUAAGAAUCAAGGAGUUAAUACAAUGCAAAUAUAGAACGGUUGGAUAGCAGGAUACGUUAUAUAAUAUAUUUAACUUAUGCAACUUGCAAAGCCACCACAUCUGAAAUAAUCAGCAACUUUUUAGUUACGUUAUGGUCACGCCAUUAAUGCACAGAGGCAGAAUCUGAAAGCGUAUUGCUGCCUGUUUUUUUGUUGUUUUUUGAGGUGGAAGAACGAAAUAGGUGUUAAAUAUUUAUUUUCUUUUUCGUGGGCGCAGUCGGAGACAAGCUCUACCUCUAUUCCCAAAACUGCUAAAAUAUAUAUAUAUAUAUUAUCGGGACGAACAGAAGAAGAUAAGCUUUAAAGUUAAAUGUCCCAGAUUUGAAUGAGAAGAUUGACAGGGGUCAGAGCAUUCCCAGCGUAUCCCGACUGACUCUCAGACACCAUGGGGGAGUCCCACCAGCCUGACUCCAAUGUGAAGGUCGCCGUCCGAGUCCGGCCCAUGAACCGGAGAGAGAAGGACCUGAAUACGAAAUGUGUGGUGGAGAUGGAGGGAAACCAGACCCUGCUGUACCCAGCCAACAUCGGCAAAGGAGACAAGGGCCAGCCUAAGGUUUUUGCAUAUGAUUACUGUUUCUGGUCUAUGGAUGAGACGGACACAGAUAAAUUUGCAGGGCAGGGUGUGGUUUUUCAGUGCCUUGGGGACAGUCUCUUGGACAAUGCCUUUCAGGGCUACAACGCUUGCAUCUUUGCAUAUGGACAGACUGGUUCUGGGAAGUCUUACACAAUGAUGGGCUCUGCGGACCAGCCGGGCCUGAUCCCGCGCCUCUGCAGCUCGCUGUUUGACCGCACUUUGCUGGAGCAGCGGGAGGGGGAGAGCUUCACCGUCGAAGUGUCCUACAUGGAGAUCUACAAUGAGAAGGUCCGUGAUCUGCUGGAUCCCAAAGGAAGCCGACAGGCACUGAGAGUGAGAGAGCACAAGGUCCUGGGGCCGUACGUGGACGGCCUGUCCCGCCUGGCGGUGGCCAGCUUCAAGGACAUCGAGUCGCUGAUGUCAGAAGGGAACAAGUCGCGCACAGUGGCCGCCACCAACAUGAAUGAGGAGAGCAGCCGCUCUCAUGCCGUUUUCAUAAUCAUCCUCACUCACACGCUGAAGGACCUGCGCUCUGGGACCAGCGGAGAGAAGGUGAGCAAGCUGAGCCUUGUGGAUCUGGCUGGGAGCGAGAGAGCAGCCAAAACGGGUGCCGCCGGCGAGAGGCUGAAAGAGGGCAGCAACAUAAACAAGUCACUCACUACACUCGGCCUGGUCAUCUCGGCGCUGGCAGACCAUGGUGCAGGCAAGAACAAGAGCAAGUUUGUGCCCUACAGAGACUCUGUGCUCACCUGGCUGCUGAAGGACAGCCUUGGUGGAAACAGCCGGACAGCAAUGGUAGCCACCAUUAGCCCAGCGGCUGACAAUUACGACGAGACUCUGUCCACUCUACGCUAUGCCGAUCGGGCGAAAAGCAUAGUCAACCAUGCCGUUGUCAAUGAGGACCCCAAUGCCAAGAUUAUACGAGAGCUCCGCGUGGAGGUGGAGAAGCUGCGGGUUCAGCUCACUCAGGCCGAGUCCAUGAAGGCUCCUGAGCUCAAAGACAGGCUGGAGGAAUCCGAGAAGCUGAUCCAGGAGAUGACGGUGACGUGGGAGGAGAAACUGAGGAAGACUGAAGAGAUAGCACAGGAGCGACAGAAGCAGCUGGAAAGUCUGGGCAUCUCCUUACAGUCUUCUGGCAUCAGGGUUGGAGAGGACAAGUGCUUCUUGGUCAAUCUCAAUGCUGAUCCUGCCCUCAAUGAGCUUCUGGUUUAUUACUUAAAGGAACACACCCUAAUAGGCGCAGCCAACACUCAGGACAUCCAGCUGUGUGGGAUGGGUAUCCAGGCAGAACACUGCAUCAUAGACAUCACAGCCGAUGGGGGUGUGAUCCUCACCCCGUACCCGAAGUCCCGUACAUGCGUGAAUGGCUCCCCAGUGACGAGCCCACUCCAGCUUCACCAUGGAGAUCGCAUCCUCUGGGGGAACAACCAUUUUUUCAGGAUCAACUUGCCUAAGCGACGGGUACGUGGUGGAGUUGAAGAUGAGGAAGGUGACGGCAAUGCCAUGAAGAACAGCAACAGCGGCGAGCCACUGGACGGCGACGGAGACACUGGAAGCGAAGUGUCCAGUGAAGUCAGCUUCAGUUAUGAGUUCGCUCAAACGGAAGUGAUGAUGAAGGCCUUGAGCAGCAAUGACCCCAUGCAAGCUGUGCUGCAGGGCCUGGAGCGGCAGCACGAGGAGGAGAAACGCUCCGCCCUGGAACGGCAGCGCCAGAUGUACGAGCAGGAGCUGCAGCAGCUGCGCAGGCGCCUGACGCCCGACAAGCAGUCGCUGUUGAGCCCGCAGUGGUCGCAGCAGCACUACCGCAGCAUGGAGAGACUGAGCCUGGGUGGGGGUUCCUCUAUGUCAUCCAGUGCACAGCAGCGCCUGCGGCAGUGGGGCGAGGAGAGAGAGGCGGUGUUGACACGCAGCCUGAGGAAAUUGCGGGAGCAGAUCGUGAAGGCCAACCUGCUGGUGCAGGAGGCCGGCUUCAUUGCUGAGGAACUGGACAAGAGGACAGAGUACCGCGUCACCUUGCAGAUCCCGGCAGCCAACCUCAACGCCAACCGCAAGCGUGAUGCGGUUCUGAGCGAGCCAGCGGUCCAGGUGCGGCGGAAGGGCAAGGGAAAGCAGAUCUGGACCCUGGAGAAGGUGGAGAACCGUCUAGUGGACAUGCGGGAGCUAUACCAGGAGUGGAAGGACUUGGAUGAGGACAAUCCUGUGAUGCGUUCCUACUUCAAACGGGCUGACCCUUUCUUCGAUGAACAGGAGAAUCACAGCUUGAUUGGUGUAGCCAAUGUCUUCCUCUCCUGCCUCUUCUAUGAUGUCAAACUGCAAUACGCUGUGCCCAUUAUCAACCAGAAAGGGGAGGUGGCGGGUCGCCUCCAUGUGGAGGUUGUGCGUGUCAGCGGCAGCUUCCAGGAUGAUGGUGAGGACUAUGUGGAGAACCCUGAGGGGGAGAUGCUGGAGCGCAAGUUAGUCUGCAUGAUAAAGAUCUUGCAGGCUACAGGACUGCCCUGGCAUCUCUCCAAUUUUGUCUUCUGCCAGUACUCCUUCUGGGACCACUCAGAGCCUAUUGUUGUGGGGCCGGAGAUGGACCCCUGCUCGUCCCCCAGCAUCAAGGACCCCCACUUCAUGGUGGUGUUUGACAGCUGCAAGGAACUGUCCGUGUCGGUAACUGAGGACUUUAUUGAGUACCUGACGGAAGGUGCGGUGGCUAUUGAGGUCUAUGGACACAAGAAGAAUGACCCAUGCAGGAACCCGGCUCUUUGGGACCUCGGCAUCAUCCAGGCCAAGACCCGCACGCUGAGGGACAGGUGGAGCGAAGUAACCCGGAGGCUGGAGAUGUGGGUGCAGGUGCUGGAGCUGAACGAAAAUGGCGAGUACAUUCCUGUGGGGGUGGUGGCCGCGCCGGAUGUGCGCACCGGCGGCAUCUUCCAGCUCAAACAGGGCCAAUCCCGGCGCAUCCAGGUGGAGAUCGUCUCUGUGCAGGAUUCGGGUACCAUGCCCCUAGUUGUGGAGACGAUCCAGGCCGUGUCCGUGGGCUGUGUGGAGAUUCGCCAGGCUCACACCUCCAAGGGCGGUGAACUGCAGGGUGAAGGUGAUGACAUGGACAGCUAUCAGGAACGGGACUUGGAGCGGCUUCGACAGCAGUGGUUAGCGGCCCUAACCAAGCGGCAGGAGUACUUGGACCAGCACCUCCAGAAGCUAGUCAGCAAACCAGACAAGACCGAGGAUGACGUCGACCAAGAGGCCCAGCUGCUGGAGUGUCGUCUCACCCUGACAGAGGAGCGAAACGCCGUCCUGGUGCCCUCCGCUGGUAGUGGCAUCCCUGGCGCCCCUGCAGAGUGGGUUCCUGUGGCAGGGAUGGAGAAACACAGCCCAGUCCUCUUCUUGGAUCUCAAUGCGGAAGACUUCAGUUCUCAGGACAAUCUGGACAUGCCGGAAGCUGGGGGCUGGGACGCCACUCUCAGCGGAGAGGACGAGGAUUAUUUUUUCGACCUACAGAUCGUCAAGCACGAUGACAAUGAGGUGAAGGCAGAGGCUUCCUGGGACUCGGCCGUGCACGAGUGUCCCCAGCUGAGCCGGGGGGGUGUGGCACUGGAGCAGCGCGUCUACCUGAUCGUGCGCGCAGUGGUGCAGCUAAGCCACCCGGAGGAGAUGCAGCUGGUCUUGCGCAAGCGCAUCUGCGUCAGCAUCGUUGGCCGCCAGGGUUUUGCCCAGACCUUUCUGCGGCGGAAGUCCCUGCGAAGCACCAUCCCUGGCUGCGGGGUCACCUUCGAGAUCGUCUCGAACAUCCCCAGGGAUGCCCAGAGCUCCGAAGACCGGGAGAUGCUGGCCCGGCUGGCCGCCAACGCGGAGAACCCCAAAUCUGCCGACAGCGCGGCAGCCAUAGAGAAGUACCUGCGCAGCGUGUUGGCCGUGGAGAACAUCCUCACGCUGGACCGCAUGCGGCAGGAAGUAGCAGUGCGGGAGCAGUUUGCAGCGAAAGGGAAGGGGAGCAGACGCAGCCUGAGCUCCCCCAACAUGAACAGGUUGACUGGGAGCAGACAAGAUCUUUCCACAAGUUGCUUGUUGGAGGACAAGGGCCGCUGGGAGAGUCAGCAGGACAUUUUCAGGACUUCUCCUCUACUGAGCCGCCCCCCUCUGCAGCCCUCACCUGCAGAAAGCCAGGAGCCGGAAUCAGGUAUCUCAAGACUGGCUGCCUCUUGUCUUUCCCCAGUGAAGGCUCUGGCUCCUCAGAUGCCCAAACUGCUGAAAUCACUCUUUCCUGCCCGGGAUGAUAAAAAAGAGCUUCGCCCGUCACCUCAAGCCCAGCAGCCUAUUCCUCGCAUCAUGGUACAGUCCAUUCAUGAAGGCCCUGUUAAGCCAGAACUGGUCACCUCGUUGGGUCACAGUCCUUCAUUGGAGAGAUUCUCGGACAUGCCAGAUUCUCCACCUUUAUCUAAGCACGAAACGCAUGAUGACACGUUGCUCAGCCCUACCAGUGAGGUGUCAAGCGGUUAUUUCUCUACCAGUGUCUCCAUGGCAACCCUGUCCGAGGUGUAUUCCACCGGUGGAGAGCCUGGUGCCUGCCCGGGUACAGCUAGCAUCGCUACAACACCUAGCAUUGACAGUGAGGACACGGUGAGAUCGCUUAACUCCACCGCUGUAGUGGAUGGGGGGAAAAAUGGAUUUCGAGGCAGUGCUGAGAAAGGAAAAGGCCAUCAAAGAGCAGUGACCCCAGUGGACCUGAAACCUGCUGACAGGAACGGUCUUGCGUCUCCUCAGCCAGACACAAAACCUGUCCUUCCUACAGCAAGCUCCCUGCCAGCAUUACUAUCUGCUGACAGCACGACGAGCGCCUGCAGUUCCCACAAAGCGGAGAUGACAGCGACCUCUGAUGUUAAGCCCUUGAAUAGGCUUAUGGACGAGGUGGAGAAAACAGUUUGGCCUGAAACGGGGCAGUCAGGGAGCCUGGAGAAGCUGGAGAUCAUGUCGGACUCGGAUGAAGCGCUGGACACCACGCUGCCGAACUGGUUGAAGGGUGGAACGCGGGUGACUGUGGGCGUUGGCAAGUGCGGGACGGUUCGCUACGUCGGGACCACGGAUUUCGCAGACGGCAUCUGGGUGGGGGUUGAGUUGGACAGUCCGUCAGGAAGGGCACUCAGUGAUGUACCGUCACUGUCCCAUCUGUCCUCUGCAGGUAAAAAUGAUGGCUCUGUAGCCGGUCGCCAGUAUUUCCGCUGUAACCCUGGUUACGGGGUCCUCGUGCGACCGGAGAGGGUGGGUCCUGCAGCGGGUGCCAAGUGUCCUACACAGGACCAGCGACGCAGUGGCUUGUCCCGGGGGGGGAACCGCAAGUCUUGGACCAGCUAAUGGAGGCUGUGUCGACAUCCCUUCCCCCUCCACACUGGCUCACAGAUCUCCUGUGGUGUUGAUAUGUGUAGACCAGCUCCACCUUUUCUGACAGAGUGCGCCCCGUGGGUUGUCUCCUGCUGUCUGCCUGUGAGGAUGUACACGUGAUGCGCGGUAUGACAUCAAGAGCGCGUUUAUCCGCAAUUAAAUCGCUUUGCCCAGGGAAGCGUGCUCGCGUGUUUAGAGAAAUGGCAGAAUCGCUGCUUUUGCUGCUGAAUCAGAAAGUGAUUUGCGUCUGAUUGAUUUUCCUGCCCCCUAACACUAUUUAACAGAAUGCAGUAUUCUACAGCAAUAUUUUCCAAAAACCUUUGAGUGCAGCUGCUCUCCUUUCGGCUGAAAUUAUCCUACAUGGUAUAAGAACGAAACAGAUCUUCUUACUGACAAAAUGUUGCAGUAGUGUUGGUUUUAUUUAUAUAGCUGAAAAUCCAGAUUGUGCCUUUAAGAAUCAAGGAGGGGAAGGAAAUCUUCUAUCCACACAGAAUGCCUUUUUAAAGACUGAGUUGGUCUCAGGGACGUUUCAGCAGUGCCUUUUUAGAGCUUCAUGGCAAUCCAAGCACACUGGAAAAACAAAAAUCCUCCUUACACUAUCAACUUCCAGCAAAUAUAGUUUGGGAAAAAAAGCUCUUCCUGUUUUUAUUACAUUUCUGAAGGCAUAUUCAUGCAUAGACAUAGAUAUAUUUUUAUUUUCAGGGUGCGCAAAGACCCUCCCCUCCCAACUUGAUUUUACUGAAAUCGUGGAUUAAGGUAUGGAAUGACAGGGAUGGUCAAAUCGAAGUCCUGUACCGCUGAUUUUAAGCACAUAUGCUGGCCUACUGGGAUGGACUGUAAUAUAUACAUUAUAGUAGAGAGACGGACAGUAUGUGUCCUGGACCACUGGGCAGUCCUUUCCAUUCCCCAUUUCCCCUUAAACUGUCAUUAUCUGUGUCAUCUUGUAUUGAGUCUAACUGUAGAAGCUGUAUAGAUGCAGAAAAGUGAAGAUUACCUUGUCCCAGAAAUAGACACAAAGUGCAGAUUAUCAUUAAAAUGUUUGUUUGAAAUCAGAAUUAGAAGCGGCCCUUUAAAAGGGUUAAUAUAUUUACUUCCUUCUUCUGUGAGGGUCUCUGCUACCUGCUAACGCUUGCUGAGAAUUUGAAAUACUAGCCUUGAUUCCAGCCCUCGAUCCUCUCUAGCCUUAACUUUUGGGCAGGUCGUGAUUGUGGAGCAUCGACAGCAAUUCUUUGUUUUUUUGAAAAACGGCCAGAUUGGAAUUAAAAAAAAGUCAGCAUUUCAAAAAUAUGCAGCAUUCUCACAGUGUGGCGAGAGGCCGCGAGUUCAUCCCCUCUGCCCUUUCAAAUAGCUGUCUGCAGAGCAUUUUUAACACUAUCAUGCCUCUCCGAAAUAAGAAUUUCGUAGCUUCAGUAUUGCAUUCUGUUAAAACAAGCAAAAUGCAUCGUCUUAAUCUGCUUUUUUCUGUGCUGAAAUCUAAAAUCAACACAAACCAUACAGACUGACUGUAAUAUAUACGAGGUGGUAGUUUUGCUGAUAAAAUUUUUUACCUAUUAACCCUGCUUUUAUAAACUCAAGUCCUGUUUCAUCAUUCCAUCUCAUCAUAUGUGUUGUAUAUACUUCUUUUCAAGGUAUGGAUUUUUAUUUUGAUUUAACGGCGCUUUAAUUCUAUUACUGCACCCAGUAUAGGAAUGACAUUAAGGACAACAAAUAGAAUCCAGAAAAACGUGCUUGUUUAACACUGAAUCCAACUGCAUAGUAUUUUAAUACUGCAGCUCUUACCAUGAACAUACAGACGCCCAGAUCAAAGAACCUGCACUGCCGCCGUACUACACGGUAUGUAGGUGCAUUUUGCUGAGGGAUCACAGCAUGCUGCUCUAUGGAACGCACAAAGGGCCAAAGCGUCCAUAUGAUCACCAUUAUUACCCGUAGCUGGACAGUGUUUGUAUCUAUGUCGUCGUUCCCUGUUUCCGUCUGUAUUGUUGUGGGACCUUUUAAUUACCAGUUGCAAUCUGCAAUGAAAUGUGUGCAAUACAGGGCUCCCUACCUCUGACUGUUCAUGUACUGACUAAACCGAUUCACCUGUAGGGUUAAUGUCCUUUUUUUUGUAAAAAUACUUUUGGGAAAAGAAAAAAAAAUCUUUUUAACUCCUAAAAUUAAUAUUCUUCUCUAAAACGUGUUCACUAAACGUAUGAUUCCUACUGCCUGUUUAUACAUAUUAACACUCAGGUUGUAAAUAUUUGGUAUAAGUACUGUAUGUAAACAUCUAUUAUAUGUAAACAGCCCUGGAACACCAAGCAGUAGGUUAAGGACAACGUCACAUUGUCGCAGAGGAAGUGGAGGUGGCCUUGGAUCGAGUUGCUCUGACUAGAAUGAGCAUUUUCAUGCAAAAGGUGCUGUGAUACUUACCUUAGAAUUUUACCAUGUGACCCAGACAGCGGGAGUAAAACGGUUCUGAAUGGAUCACAGAAGAGGACAUGCUUUUUAAGCUGUUGCCUGCUUGAUCCUUGAGUGAAUGGUCUGUCCUGAUGGCCUGAUGCAAAUUCCGGCAACCGCCCCAAUCCUUGUCACUGCCCAUACGUCUUGCUCCCUCCCUGACUGCACUGAUGUUCCUGCUGAAAUUACUUUCCAUCUGUGCCUCGUUUCAUAAUCGUGUUGCUGUGCAGCCAGUUGUGUGAUGUGUACUAUAGCUGUACCUACUGUACAUCAGCCAUUAGACAAAACAUAGGUUUAAUAUUGUAUUCAUAUGCUUCAUAUCAAGUGUAUAAUAAUCCGAUGUUCCCAUUUAACACAAUUUGUUGUAUACUGCAGAUGUUUGUCUGUAUAUGUACGUGGGAAUGCAUGUACAUAUGCACAGAGUAACAAGUAAAAGUCCCUAGUCUGCUAACUGAACUGUUAACUGAUCAUUCUGUGCUGAGACCCAAAGAAUACAAUCGUGUAAUACUGUGCAUUUUUAAGAAAGCAGUUCUUCUGGUCACAGGUUAAUAAAAUUUGUUUUUACAGAA